CCAUAUUUUUGCUGCCUGUCUGCUGUUUUAACUGCUACUGGGAUGCUGCCAUUUGGAGGUCCUGUGGACUGCCCACCAGAGUUAUCAUCGGUACUGCUAGCAUCAGAUUUGGAAUUACAGCCUUCCGCUCCCACAGUUGCAAGGUUUCUCAUGAAAACUGUCUCUUAGCUGGGAUCAGGAAAGAAGCUUGUUGGGACAAUAUCUUAUAUGGAAUGAGUGGAAGAUCUGAUGAAGUGUCAUUGUGAGCUUCAAAGAGCUGACGAUUGGUUAAAGCCUGCUGUCAUACUGGAGGCUUUUGAAGCAAGAGCCACUAGGAUGUCUGUUGCUUGUGCUCAAAACCUGGGCAAGUUCACAAAUACAGUAGAGGGCUUUUCGGAACUCUCAGCUGAUUUAGCUGAGGCACCAGUUGCUCAUUGCCAGUUGAUUGUUGUUUCAAAGUUCAUUGAGAAGUUGCAACAAGACCUCCCUGGAAAGGGAGUGAAACAAGUCUUAAGAAUGCUCUGCAACAUUUAUGCUUUGCAUAUUCUUCACAAAAAUCUGGGUGAUUUUGUAUCCACUGGCUGCGUAACUCCCAAGCAAGCUUCUCUUGCUAAUGAGCAGCUUAGGUCUUUGUAUGCCCAGGUCCGUCCCAAUGCAGUUGCCCUGGUUGUCUUUCAAUUAUACUGACCAUUACCUGGGAUCGGUUCUUGGCCGGUAUGAUGGCAAUGUGUAUCCGAAACUCUAUGAGGAAGCUUGGAAGGACCCUCUAAACAACUUGGUUGUACCUGAUGGCUACCAUGAAUAUAUUCGCCCCAUUCUGAAACAACUCAGAACCGCAAGACUCUGAGGACAUAAGCACUGUAACAACUGCGAUUGAAAAUUAAAAUAGCAUAAUCAGUAUCAUAAAAUAAUUAACCCCUACCCUAUGAAAGUUACCUAGAUUGUGAUAAGAAGACUGGGUUCUGGUCACCUAUACUGUGUGCCUUAAAUGGAAAAUAUUGGCGAAUAAGACUAUAAAAUUUUAUUGUAUUUAAAUUAUUGCAGAAAAAAAAUUAAAUGUGUUGAAGAA
This is a messenger RNA of Mangifera indica (mango), 1048 nucleotides long. RefSeq names its product peroxisomal acyl-coenzyme A oxidase 1-like. Gene Ontology annotation, molecular function: fatty acid binding; acyl-CoA oxidase activity; FAD binding. Gene Ontology annotation, biological process: long-chain fatty acid metabolic process; fatty acid beta-oxidation using acyl-CoA oxidase; lipid homeostasis. Gene Ontology annotation, cellular component: peroxisome. The transcript has 6 exons. Bases 229 to 666 code for a protein of 145 amino acids. The record is from RefSeq and is a predicted model, not a curated record. Lineage: Eukaryota; Viridiplantae; Streptophyta; Magnoliopsida; Sapindales; Anacardiaceae.